UAAGGCAACGGCACACCUUGUGGUUGUUGUCAAUUUCCCCCCCUUAGCUAGCCAGAACAAGUUGAGAGCUAUCAUGUAGUUUCAUAAUUAUAAUAUUUAGCUUUACAACAAUAACGAAAAUGUCGGAUAUAUUAUGCAGGUGGCUUAACGUAGAGCUCCGGCUAUCAAAAACUGUUGACCCCAGGUCCAUCUCUAAGGAUUUUGCAAAUGGCUAUCUUAUUGGAGAGGUCCUGCAUAAAUAUCAACUGCAGGGGGAUUUUGACCUGUUCUUAAAGAGCAACACUGCAAACUCAAAGCUGAAUAACUUCACACUCAUGGAACCCACAUUGCAACUGCUCGGAGUUUCCUUGGACCUGAGCAUGGCCCAAGCAGUGAUGCGGGAGCAGCACGGUGCAGCCACACGGCUGCUUUAUCAGCUCUUCAUACUGCUGCAGAAGAAGAGGAAAGCCGGCCUGACAGGCACAGCUAUGGAGGCUAUGCAGCCAGCUGCCACAGCUUUCCUCCACCGUGUUGAGAAUGACAUCUACUCUGAGCGCCUGAGGACAGUCGUCAAGAGAGAGGCUGAUCUGAAACUCCAAAAAAUCGCUCUGAAGUACGAAAUCAAAGGUCGAGAGAUAUAUGACAAGUCUGUCAUGGCCCACUUUGUGGAGGAGCAGAGACGGCAGAAAGUGCAGGAAGAGAUGAGACUCCAGGACAUUGAAAAGCACCGACACGCACGCAGAAAGCAGCAUGAGAUGAUGACUCGAAUUCAGACCGCCGUCAUCCAAAUUCCCAAACCCCCGCCCAACCGGACGUUGAAGGCCCUGGAAAAACAACAACAGAACCAGAAGAAGCAGGAGGCUCAGAAGGUUCACAUGGAAAUCGCCCAGUUUGAGAAGAACAGGAAGAAGUUGUCACCUGCUGGCGGCUUUGGCACCUCUUCUUUGAGUGCCCAGCACAUGUCCGCUUUCCACAGUGAGGCCCCCAGAAGCCAUGGCUCCCAGUUGCAGAGGCCUGAGGAGCUGGCUCAGGCCAACAGCGAGUACAUCCAGAAAAUCCGCCAGAGGCUGGAGGAGGAUGCAACAGCUCGUCAGCAGAGGGAGAAACGCCGCCGUCACGUCCUAGUGGAACAACUGAAAGCCCACGAGGCCCAAGAGGAGGCCCUUCGAGAGGAGCAGCUGGUGGAGCGUCUGACCCGUCAGUCCCAGCUGGAGAGACGCCUGGCCGUCCAGCUCAUGCAGCUCCGCCAGCAGAAGGAUGUUCUCCGACAGAACCGAGUGUUCCGCGAGAGACAGUACCAAGAGCAACGGCUGAGGGAUUUCCAAGAGGCCUUGGAGAGGGAGGCGGCUCUAGCACGCCAGGCCAGUUUGGAUCACGCCGAGGAAACUCGGAAGGAGAUUGAGGUACAUGACAGGAUAGCGACGGAGCGUGCCCAGGCUCGCUACAGGAAGCACUCCGACAGCUGCAGAGAAAUACUGGAGCAGAUAGUGGACCUGGCCACGAAAGCUGGAGAGUACCGCCUCCUCACUGGAAAUCUUAUCCCUGGGAAGUUGAUGCGGGAAUGGAAGGAGCUCAUGUUUUGCGGGAAGCCCCUGUAUGACAGUGACAGUCUGGAGGAGCUACCUGCCGACCCCACCCCAGAGCAGUUCAUUGAGGUUGAGAAACAGGAGAUCCUUAACAACCAGGACUAUGAUGAGUAUAUGAGCAUGACUGGUGAGUGGACCUGGCCAGAGGAGGGGGAGAAAAAGCCCCCCCCAUCCAACAACAAUAUCCUGGGACAUGUGGUGCUCCGCCUGCAGACUAUUGUGAACCCCCCCAAACCAGACACCCUUCCUCCCUUCUUUCCUCGGUUCACACUGAAAGCCUGUGUGCUAGGGAAGCUUUUCUCCGGGAAGACCACAUGCUUAACCAGGAUUGCCAAAGUCCAUCACAUCCACAUCCUGUCAGCUAAUGUUCUGAUCCAGGAGGCUCUGGCUGCACAUCAGCUUGGACAUGAGAGCCCAGAGAGCUGUGAAACAUUGGCCACUAAAGACAUCGACCAGGUGGAGAUGGAUACUGAGAUGGAGGAGGAGUCGUCACAGGGUUCAGGCCCACUCGCUCAGGAGCCUCAGCAGCAAGGAGCCAAGAAAAAACCCAAGCUCUCUGUGAGGGCCCAGCAUGGAGCAGCAGUGGAAACGUUUCUCAGAAAAGGGAGAUCCGUCCCAGACGAGCUCCUUGUGGACAUUGCAGUCGAAGCUAUCAGGGCAAACAGCAGACUACCAGGCUGGAUUCAGUACAGGAUAACAGUACAGGAUAUGACCCAGGCCAAACGGACUGUGUUUGUAGAUGAGGAGGAGAGCUCUGGCCUGGCUGGGGCUGGUGAGGAGAGCUGUGCCCCUGCUAGAGAGCACACUGUUGUCAUCGCCAGGGACAAGAGCCUGGAGAAGAGACAGAUCCAGCACAGGAUCACAGCCUUCCAGGAUACCUGGCCCAAGCUGGAGAAGUGGUUAUCUGGUAAACAGAGCAUUCUGAUGAGACUGAAUGCUGAGAUGUCGGAGGACAUGCUCUUUAGAAAAGUGGAAUCCAUCCUGUACCAGGCCAUGAUGCAGUCGGAAAAAGGUGAGGGAGUUGUUUUGGACAGUGGGAAGGCACCAGCGGUCUCAACUGCUCUCGUCCAGGUAACUCCGGUUGCGGUCCCAGCUCCCACUGAGUCCACCUCCACCCUCACCCAGGAGGGCCUGACUCCACCUGUGAAAUGCUCCAGCUCCAAGUCCAACUCUCGCUCCCCCAAAGAUUCACAGAGCAACAUCGAGAAGAACACAUCCGAAGGGAAAGAUGUCCAUCUUAAGCUGUCCAAGUCAGGAUCAGGAGGAGCCGAGGGGCAUUCUAGAAAGUUGUCCAUAGCCUCCUCCUUUGAGAAUUCCCAUGGUGUGACCACCAGCCCUACAGAGCCCCUAGCUCCCACCCCUGGUACUGCACACUGGGUGUAUGUGGACGAGCCCCUUCCCAAGGAGAUACCAGAGUACCUGGUUCCAUACUGGGAGAAUGUGUGUAACUCCUAUGUGACUAACGUCAAGGCUGUGAUGCAGAACCUCCGCGCAGAACGCAUCUUGAUCAUUCACCAUCUGUUUAACAUCAGAGAGGAGUUUAAGCAGUACCUCCGACGGCCCGACCUGAAGCAAGAGUUUGUAUCCCAGUGGCAGCAGAACUAUAACAGCAUCCCCAAGGACAUGAGAGAUGACGAGGAGACCAAGGCAGAGCUGCACCAGCGUCUGGAUGACCUGCGCGAGCGUCUGUGGGACAUCUGUGAUAAGCGUAAAGAAGAAGCGGGGCAGGAGCGGGCGGCGAUCAUGUGCGACGGCUGGCUGGAAGACCAUACGGCGGUGCUCAUCAACCAUUUCUCCACACUAAUGCAGGUGGAAGUGGACCGAUUCCAGGACUCUCUACGUCUCCUGCGGGAUUACUACACAGGCAUGUACAAACAGGUGCUGUCUGAGGCGGGGCCAGAAUUCACCUGUAUUCCACUGCUAGACAUCGUGGCGCUGGAGGAGCCAGGAAACCAGACUGACAAAUCCAAGAGUUCUGAAAGAGUCACCAAGAGUGCUGGUAAAAGAGACUGUGAAGGAGACGAAAAGAAGAAAACCAAAGUUGUUCCACUGAUUCCCCGCAGACCUCCCUCUACCGAAGUGGCCUCUAUGAAACAGAAGGGCUUCCAGGACCCCGACGAGAAGCUGCUGCACGACAUCUAUCAGACUGCUCUGACAGCCAUCAACAACAUGGUGUCAGUGGAGGCGGCUCAACGCGAGGCAGAGGAGAAUGAGGAGGCUCAGCAGCAGAUGGAUAGAGAACGGCUACAGAGAAUGUCCCAAGCCUCCGCCUCUGCUGCAGCCGCCGCAGCCAACUCUGGCAAGGACAAGAAGAAAGCUGGCACCAAGAAGAAAGGCCCUCCCUCCCCUGCUCAGGAGCCCAGCCCACCCCCUGCCCCAGAGGAAGAUUCAGAGGAGGUCUGCAAGAGGGCCAUACGGAACAAAAUCAGACAGGAGUAUGCUGCAGCCCUCGACCAUGAAGACAGUGCAGUGAAGGUGCGUGUGGAGCUGGUCAAGGCCUGUGCUCUGUGCAUGGUGAGGGUCCUGCACAGACAGGCAGAGCAGGCCUUCAGGAACAUGGAGGAGUGGCUGGGAGCCCGCUUCCUGUCUGAGAUGAACAGCAUUGACCAGCUGGCUGAGGUGGUGCGUCACCACAUCGAGUCAGCCGCCAAGCUCCAGAGUGAACUGAUGCUGGUAUGCACAGACUUCUUCCUGAACGGGGACAUUCGGGUUGUGGUCAGCCCCCCUAACCCUCCUCGCCCCGCCCCUUUGGAGCUUCCCACAGACAGCACUCUCACCAUCCUUCAGUUGGAGGCCUUCUACCGCCAGCUACGCAAGGUGGCGCCCACAGGUGUGCAGUGCAGUACUGACUUCUGGGAGAUCCUGCAGGAGAUCACCUCUCUGAACAUGGGGACCAACGCUCUGCCAGACCCCUGGAUGCACAUCUCAGAGUCUCAGCUGGUGGAGCUGGUGUCGAUGCUAACCCAGAACACAGAGAUGCUGGACUGGCGUCAGUUCCUGCUGAGUGCCGCCCUCCCCUGGCCCACCCCUACUCUGCCUCAGCUGCUGCAAGUGUUGGCCCGCUUCAAGAUGGAGGACGCUGGGGCCACAGGGUCUUUGACUGAGGAGCAGUACUUAAAGGUUGAGUUGUGGUUCCCUAGUGAGCGGGCACUGCCCAUUCCCGAAGACCUGUCUGAGCCACUUCCUUACGAUCGCUUGGCUAAUCUACGGAAGUUUUUCUUCCUGCUUUUCGCCGACCCCGAUUGCUCGCCAGCUCGUGUGGACUACGUGACCAUGCUGCUGUACUUCGCCGCCCACCCUGACCCUACGCAGGGCUUUGUCCGAGCUCUCAGUGUCGUCAUGGGACAGCCGCUUCGACACCAGUCUAGCAGUAGACUUCUCAAGUCGGUGCCUUACAUGGAGGAGGGGCUGAGUGAGUCGACCGAGCUAGAGGAGGAGGUGGAGCCUCAGGGGGGGCCAAGAGGGGAGGAGGGGGUGUCCAUUCCUGCCCUCCUCCGAGCUAUCUGUCACGGGGGAGCCUGGGGGGCAUGCCAGAACCGCUUCCAUCCCAACUGGAAGAGUCCUGAUGAAUAUCAAGAGGACUUUGUGAAGGUCUACAGAGAACUGGGGUACAAGGUUGAGGACAAGAUUCCAUUCUCCAUCCUAUCCCAGCAUCCGGUCAUACAAGAUCUGAUCGAGGGCUCUGCUCAAUACCAACUCAUUGAUAUUCACCGAGCUCUGCAGGUCCAACAGAGCGAAGGGGAGCCUCUGUCUUUGAUGGUGUCUUAAGAUAAAUAUACCUAAUAUAUCACGCAGUUAACUCUCACAAGCCAACCUGAGAUUCCCAUCCACUUAGAAAUGCAGUUGAUUUCAAAUUAAUUCUGCAAAUUAUAAAGUAAAAUAAUUAGAAUUAAUUAUUUCAAAAUGUUAACCUUCAGUUUAUGAAUGACAUGCCUCUUUCUUGAAGUAAAGUGUUUCAUUAAAAUCACAAAAAUGAA
Messenger RNA from Oncorhynchus nerka (sockeye salmon), 5542 nucleotides. It is a transcript of the gene spef2, whose product is annotated as sperm flagellar 2. The transcript is spliced from 38 exons. The record is from RefSeq and is a predicted model, not a curated record. Gene Ontology annotation, molecular function: protein binding. Bases 120 to 5333 code for a protein of 1737 amino acids. Gene Ontology annotation, biological process: sperm axoneme assembly. Gene Ontology annotation, cellular component: manchette; sperm midpiece. NCBI's taxonomy places the organism in Eukaryota, Metazoa, Chordata, Actinopteri, Salmoniformes, Salmonidae.